UUUUUAUCUACAUGUUAAAUAAAAUAAUGUCUUAUUAUUAUUAUUGUAUUCUUUAACUCACUCACACUCUUCAUGUACUUGCUAGCUUCUUUUCUAGUUUGUUUCAUUUUAUUAAAGCCAAUUUUAACUGCUCCUCUCAAUCGCACUAUUCGACAUUAUUAUAUUGCAGCUGAAAAAGAAUUAUGGGAUUAUACGCCAAUGCAAUGGGAUAAUUUUAGGGAUCAACCAUUAACAAAUCCACCCUCCUCACUUUACACCGUUUAUCGUAAAGAUAAACGUAUCGGAUCCGUUUACCAAAAGGCUUUUUAUCGUCAAUAUAGAGAUGAUGCUUUUAGAACCCCUAUUGCCCAUGAUCCCAUCUUGGGUCAAUUAGGACCCAUCAUACGAGCUGAAGCAGGUGAUCAAGUUCGCAUUACCUUUUACAACAAAGCUGAUCAUCCUCAUAGUUUGCACCCUUAUACAACCAAUACAACCAAAGUUUUGCCAGGACAGUUUGUUCAACCUGGAGAGUCCUACCGUUAUAUUUGGGAUAUCCCCUCCGAUUAUGAAUUUCCCGAAAAUCAAUCCUCAGUGAUAUGGGCCUAUGGAUCCAAGUCAUCACCAGGAGAUAUCCCUGCUGGUCUCUUGGGCCUUGUUGUUAUCUAUCAACCAGGCACCUUACAGUAUAAUUCUCCUGGUGCCAUGUUUCAACAUCCUAAGGGAAUCGAUCAAGAAGUAUUUACAAUCAUGACCAAUACGGACGAAGCCUUCUCCACUUACUUUAAUGAAUCCGGUGCUCGUCUAGGCUUCUCUGCUGAUCGUCUUGUUGAAUUACAACAAACCGAUCCUUUAUUUAAUGAAUCCAACCGUAUGUAUCAUAUUAAUGGCUAUGUAUAUAAUAAUAAUCCACCAUUUAAUGUCAUUUAUGGGUCACGAGUGCGUUGGUAUAUUGUCUCCUUUGGUGUCUCUGAUGAUGAUGUCCAUACUGCCCAUUGGCAUGGUGCCACCGUUCUCCAUUACGGCCAUCGUGUUGACGUAGUCGACCUAACCCCCAUCAGUUUUGAAGUAGUCGAUAUGGUGCCCGAUAAUGUUGGUCAAUGGCUAUUUCAUUGUCAUGUAGCAUCUCAUUUUGAGUCUGGUAUGAGUGCUUUUUAUCAAGUAGAAGAGAUCAUCAUUACUGGUGAUGAAGGUUGGGGGAAAUAAUAAUAAAUAGAUGUUUUUUUUUUCUUUUUCUUUUCCUUUUCCUUUUCCUCCUAUUUUUUUUUUUCUUUUUUUUAUCGUUUUU
This is a messenger RNA of Cokeromyces recurvatus, 1264 nucleotides long. Its product is annotated as Cupredoxin. The record is from RefSeq and is a predicted model, not a curated record. The transcript has a single exon. NCBI's taxonomy places the organism in Eukaryota, Fungi, Mucoromycota, Mucoromycetes, Mucorales, Mucoraceae. Gene Ontology annotation, cellular component: plasma membrane. Gene Ontology annotation, biological process: iron ion transport. Gene Ontology annotation, molecular function: oxidoreductase activity; copper ion binding. The coding region runs from base 73 to 1182 and encodes 369 amino acids.